AGUAAUCAUAGAAAAAUAGAAGAAUCCCCUAAAAAAAUUCAAGAAAGUAGAAAAAGAUGUGAAAUCGAAAUGAGCAGCCAGUACAUAAAGAUCCUUUCCAGUAAAGUGCAAGGUGACACUGUGUAACAUAAUAUCAAAUUCGGUGCUUUCCAACUAUUCGCAGCUAAAAUGCUGUGUUUAACAGUGCAGAUGUUCAGACUCUAAUGGCAACUCAUGUAAACUGACUGCUCCGCACUUUGGCGGUGAAAUGAAGUAGCUAAAUAGUGUAUCAACCACAAACUGAGACCGUUUAGACAUUUGCCUAGAUGUCCGUGGUCUGGAAGUCAAAUGCUUGGCGUGGACAGGCAAAGCAUUCUCAGAUCAUCAAUAACUACUAAUACUUUCUCUCUCGCAGACUUUCACAUAAUUUGUCAAUUUAAGACUCUGACUAUAUUAUGAGUACUCUUUCAUUGUAUUGGGUUUUAAAAUAUUUCUAAGGUCAUUCAUCGAUGCCAAUACCUUUACUCUCGCAAGCUUUCAGAUAAUUUGUUAGUUUAAAACUCUGACAAUAUGAGUACACUUUCAUUAUUUUGUGUUUUAAAAUAAUUCUUAUUCAUCAACACCUUGACCUUGCCUGGCCACGCCAAGCAUUUGACUUCCAGACCACGGACAUCUAGGCAAAUGUCUAAACGGUCUCAGUUUGUGGUUGAUACACUAUUUAGCUACUUCAUUUCACCGCCAAAGUGCGGAGCAGUCAGUUUACAUGAGUUGCCAUUAGAGUCUGAACAUCUGCACUGUUAAACACAGCAUUUUAGCUGCGAAUAGUUGGAAAGCACCGAAUUUGAUAUUAUGUUACACAGUGUCACCUUGCACUUUACUGGAAAGGAUCUUUAUGUACUGGCUGCUCAUUUCGAUUUCACAUCUUUUUCUACUUUCUUGAAUAUUUUUAGGGGGAUCUUCUAUUUUUCUAUGAUUACUCUUUAACUCCUCCACUUUUUCAUGUAUUCUAUUUACCUUGGCGCACAGUUGCGCGCGAUCAUUGAUAUUCACACAUACACAGGUCUAUGCGUGCGAACAUUUCUAUGGAUACAACUGUCCACAACAAAGCUCGAGGGGUUGAUACUGUUGCAUCGCUCGACGAAGUUUUCAAAUAGAUCUUCCGAUAUGAUUGAUGUUUGUCACGACGGGAAAUCGCAAUUUGUUCAGUGUGUUACCGAUUGUAUUCUGAGGAGGAAUAUUUUUAAGAGACUGGACGUGAUAGUAACAAUAUGACGAUCCGUCGCGUUGCACUACCGCACAGUGCAUUUACGUAUACAUAGAGUCUUUAAACGAGGGAACCGAUUAUGUGUUCUAUUAUGAAUGAAAAUAUGUUCACCUGAGUAUUAAGAGGAAACUUCAAGCAUGCACGGGUUACGAGCCGAACAUAAUAUUGUUGGUCUCAGUACCAGUCGGUGGUUAGAGGCGCUUUGGGAACCAGGAGCCCGAUUGUAUACCUUACCAAACGCACUUGACAUGCUAGAUGUAACUGGCGAUGGAGAUGCUAGGCUCAUCUGCGCCGAUUUGGGAGCACAGGGUGCCAAUUCGACAAAGAUACGAGUCUACAAAGGUGGUGAUCAAAUAACGGAACAUAGUAUGAUGGAUCUGCCUUGCGGAGUAGUUGGUUUUUACACGGAGAACGGAGAACCGCGAUCGUCUGUACUAGCUGUGGGUGCCAGUUCUAGCGUCUAUAUCUUCAAAAAUAUGAGACCCUACUUUAAGUACUGUUUGCCAACCAUUGACGUACAUCCGAAGGAACGAGAGAUCUGGCACAAAGCCAGUUCGGAGGAAGAGCUAAACGUGCUUACGCUAGCCGACGAACUAGAUUUGCUCUUAAAAGAGCUUGGAGCGGCAUUUAUCUCGCCGCGAACGUUAAAAUUCCUCUCCAUGGAUCCGAAUUUGAGAUUUAGUUUCGCGGAACAAUACAAAACGCUUCCGCUUGUUAGGAGCAACGCUUUGUCCGCUAUUUCUGUCAUACGGAGAGAUUCAUGGACCGAACCAGCCAGUGGUUGUCUGGUGCUUGGCACGGAAUCUGGAGAAGUUCUUGUUCUAGAUUCUCGGACGUUUUCUGUAAUGGACAAACACUUGUUAGAAUGGCCACCAGUUGCGUUCGCGUGUACAGGUCUGUGGACCGGAGAUGGAAGGAUAUUGAUAAUCGGCAGGGAUGGUAAAAUAGGUGCGAUAAGAAGAGGAAGUCCCGUGAAACUUUGGGAAAAGUUACCGUCACCGGCUGUGGCGAUUUCAACCCUUAGCAACGACGGUGUCGCUGUAACUAUCAUGGAUGGCACUCUGAUUGGUCUCUCCAGAAAAGGCAUCAAACUAUGGCACGUUCAAGUCCCAGGGGCGAUUCUGGAUUUAGUUAGCUUGCCGGUGCCACAAAUUGGUCUUUCUUUGCUUGCUGUGAGUACUGCUGGAUACGGUAUUCGAGUAUACGAUGGAAAGCACCAUGUGGACACGCUGAAAAUUAUGGAACCAGUGUCAGCAAUGAAGUAUGGUCGAAUGGGACAAGAAGAACGAACCAUGGCGAUGGUCACUGUCGGCGGUGGUCUCUGCGUGAAAAUUUUAAAGCGCACAGCCGACUUCAGUACCCAUAACGUGACGUCGAAUCCUUCGUCGAACAACAGUUCUAAAUUUCUUAUACCUAAGAAGACGCGACUGUUCGUCGAACAAACGAUACGAGAAAGGUCCGAGGCGAAGAAAAUCCACAGCACGUUUCAACAAGGUCUUCUUCGGUUACGUCUGAUGGUAGCCAAAAAGGCGGUCGAAUCUUUGAACGAAAGCCAAAAUACGGGGCCGCAUCCCAUCACUUUGGAGGCCACCGUGUUAGGAUUAGGCCCCAAUUAUCAGAUUCGUAUCUUGCUGACGAACAUAUCCGACGAACUAUCCGACAUGGGUUUGUACAUCGUUUGCAGGAACGAGAACACGGAUGUGAGACCUCGCGUGAUGGAUGUGCCCUUAUUGCCAAGCGGUAUCCCUAUUCCCAUGGCGGUGCACGCUACUCUAACGAGUAGAAUAUCGGGCCGGGUGCAGAUCUUGCUAUGCAAGAAGUCGAGGACGAAGCCCAUCACCGUGGCGACGGUGGUUCUGCCUGCAGCCGAGGAAGAAAUCGAAGUUUAAUUUUAUAUCGCGCAGAAAUGUAGUGUACAGAAAGAUAUUUUCUAUAUAACGUUUACGAGGACUCUAAAACUUUAGGGUUACCACGCCAAUAGUUGAUUAUCCAAUUGAUCAUUUCUUCGAAAUUAUUAUUAAACUUCUAAACUAAAAAAGUCUAAUGCUACUAUCAGUACGUAGCAUUAGACUUUCUUUUAAAACACAUCUUAAACUUUAACAACAUUCGAAUAUUUAUUAUUUGCGAUAUAUUAGGUUAUCCCAAAAGUUUAUUUCACCACUUACACUCAGCUGUUUUGUCUGGCAGUGUUGAUGUAAAUAAAUAACCCUAGUAGCAAUUAUUGUUGGCAUUUUGAUGGGCCAUUGACGUGAUAUCGGUUGGCCAACGGUUAGGAUUGUCGCCCUUUUCUUCAACUGAGUCAACAAUCACACCCAAUGCAGGCCCCACGUUACUUUCAAUAUAAAGGGCCAACUGAAAAUUUCUUUCCGUAGGGCUAACUCUUGACUAGAUUCUAUUGGCUCCACUACACUUCAAUAAAACAGCUUUCAGAAUGUUUUUUGGAGAUUAUUUCCUUUACAUCUGAGACUUAUACCUUAAUUGAAUAAUAAAAUUGAAAUAAAAUCCAACUUGUAUAAUUUGAAAAAUAUUUUAUUUGAAAUUUUGUAAGGUUAGUCUCUUAUUCAACUUUUGGAUGUGUAACAUUCACCCAACAGAAUCUUAAUGAUAAAUAAUGUCCUUAUGAGCAAAAGGUAUACAAAUAAAAGUAUCCUUUUCGCAAUGAUUAGGUAAAAGUAAACAUUUCUUAUGUUCAGCCGCGAACGUCAUUAUUCGUCGCGACUGAGUAAGAUACGAAUUCAUCAUCGUUCGCUCGAUCCCCAAACAUACCAGAAUGUUUCGAGGAGACAUUACACUCCUCGUAGCUAACACGCCUAUCAAAUAUUAUAAACGGCCUGCACAUCAUAAACCUGGGCGAGCUGAGAUCAGUUUCGUCGCCCAAGGUUGCUCCAUUAAUGGAGCCAAAAGAUUCACACUUCGGUGGUCGGAAUCAAGAGUCCAGAACUCCACGGCAGGCCGUGCUCACAUAUGUAUCAUAUACAUUCAAACCUGCGCGCAAUCAAUAUAUCGAUUUUUCGAAGCAGCUGAGCCGUCGUUGUUUGCUGGCGACGGAUUCUCGACGGCUCAAGACAGCUGAGCGGAUCGAGCGGGCGAUGAAUUCACAGGCGACUCUAAACCGACUCGCGAUCGAGGAGUGGCGCCUAGCAACACGAAAACAGGGGCAACGAUCUCUUUGCAAAUUACCAUAUAUGGGAAUGGCCAUAUUGAAAUUAAACAUUAGAAUCGAGCUUCUAGAAGAUUCUAGAAGCUUCUAUCGACAAGAGUGGAGAAAUUGUUGCCUUCCGGACGAAUUUCAAUUCUAACGACACUUUUUCGAGAUCACUCGAAGCGUUAAGACGUAAAAACUAUAAAUCGUUCACAUCCUCCAUAUUUUAACAUUUCUUGUGAAAUAUUUCUAUCAUUCUGGGGUUUUUUAUGCCGCGCGGCUUUUUCCCCAUCGAGCCAAUAAACAGUUAACAUACCUCGGCUCAAUCAGUCGUUAUUAUAUUUUCUUUCCUUAUUUUGAAAAACGGGACUUCUCCGUGUAGAAGAGGUUUCGAUAGAACAUCUUAUGUAUACUAGAAGAAUAAAGAUACAUACUUUUCGGUGGGCCAACUAUGGCCCAACGAUAGAAAACCGCGAGUAUUAUUCAUAAAUAAGAAUAGAAAGAACUCAUUUUAGAAUAUAACAACAGGUUCUUGUUUGUAACAAGAUUUCCACAACGUCCAAGGACAACGUUUAAGCGUCAGUAUUAUUGUUUCAAGUUUCUUAUUAAUUAACCAACUAUAGUAAUUGUUAGCCCAACAUUGGGUAUUCGUAGGAAAAUUGUCAUAAUCCUUUUAACGUAGACCCUUAUUUGGGCAUUUGUAGGCAAAAGCACUAACUAUAUCGCAACUGAUUCCCAACUAUUAGAAACCGUUGGCCAACCAU
Molecule: messenger RNA, 5149 nt
Organism: Hylaeus anthracinus
Lineage: Eukaryota; Metazoa; Arthropoda; Insecta; Hymenoptera; Colletidae
Gene: BBS1
Product: Bardet-Biedl syndrome 1 protein homolog
Exons: 7
Coding region: 1381-3132 (583 amino acids)
Biological process (GO): non-motile cilium assembly; protein localization to cilium
Cellular component (GO): BBSome; centrosome; axoneme
Molecular function (GO): smoothened binding; patched binding
Source: RefSeq, a predicted model, not a curated record